Messenger RNA from Amblyraja radiata (thorny skate), 1489 nucleotides. It is a transcript of the gene lbx2, whose product is annotated as ladybird homeobox 2. The transcript is spliced from 3 exons. Gene Ontology annotation, biological process: regulation of transcription by RNA polymerase II. Gene Ontology annotation, molecular function: DNA-binding transcription factor activity, RNA polymerase II-specific; sequence-specific double-stranded DNA binding. Gene Ontology annotation, cellular component: nucleus. Bases 581 to 1384 code for a protein of 267 amino acids. The record is from RefSeq and is a predicted model, not a curated record. Lineage: Eukaryota; Metazoa; Chordata; Chondrichthyes; Rajiformes; Rajidae.
GAGAGAGGGAGAGAGGGAGGGGAGCGAGUGAAAGUUUGCUGACACAGUACUAACUCCUCCUAUCGCUGUCCACAAUUAAUCAAUGUAACUGGAGCCCUUUAUGAAAGCCUGUCCGCCGGCCAAUGGCUCGGUGGCCGCUCUGAUAAUCGAUGUCCGCCCACUCCGCCCGGUUGUGAGUUCGCGGCCCGCUUCUGUCGGAGACUAAUAACUUCAGCGCCUGCAACUCGGGGACGUUUUUCGUUUCCCAUUCUCUCUCUUUUUUUCCUCUCUCUCCCAGGCCCCAGAGAAGGGUCGAUCUGCCGAACGGGGCCGGGAGACUGGGCAGUUUCAGAGUGCGAGAGUGUGUGUGUGUGCCUCUCUCUCUCUCUCUCCCUCUCUCCCUCUCUCCCCCGCAACCCCCCACCCCCACCCCCUCCCUGCCCCAACCCCCCCCCCCUCCUUUCCUCAUCCCAAGCGAUUUUGGCACGUUUACAGAGAGAGAGGGAGGGGAGAGGAGAGGGGAGUCGGUACGCUAAAUAGGGGGCUCCUACUCGUUAUAUCUCUUAUCUAUAGACGCAAGAAUGAAAUCCUAGAGGCUUCGAUGUGUGAGACCGCUUCAUUUCUCCAUUGUUCGGCUCUGCAAGCGAGGGGCGAGGAGCGGAGGAGAAGGAGCCCCAUGGAUCAUUUCCCACCCCCGGCCAACUCCAACAAGCCCCUCACACCGUUCAGCAUCGAAGACAUUCUCAGCAAGCCCGCGGCCAGAAAAAACUCGCACCUCUGCUCUUCCAGCCGCUCCUCUCCGGCCGAGAAAGUGUCCGGAUCCGGGACCACACGUAACGGCUUGCCCGCUCAAACCUCGCCGCUCUGUGCUCUGGAAGAGCUGGCUAGCAAAACAUUUAAAGGUCUUGAACUGAGCGUGAUACAAGCGGCCGAAGGCCGCGACCACGUAACCACCUUCGGUCAGAGACAGACCUCGAAAAAGAGACGCAAGUCGCGCACCGCCUUCACCAACCACCAGAUCUACGAGCUGGAGAAACGGUUCAUUUACCAGAAGUACCUCUCGCCCGCCGACCGGGACCAGAUCGCACAGCAACUGGGUCUGACCAACGCCCAGGUCAUUACUUGGUUCCAGAACCGCAGGGCCAAACUCAAGCGCGAUUUGGAGGAGAUGAAGGCGGACGUGGAGUCGCUGAAGAAAAUGCCGCCGCAGCAGCUGGAGAAACUGGUACAAAUGGACGAUUUCCCGGACGAAGGCGCCGGCUCCAAGAACGACUCCUCGGACCUAUCUCCCAAACUGUCUCCAUCGUCCGGACUCGGGCCUUUCCCCUCCUCGCCCCAGUGCUCAUCCAGAGACCAGACUACAGACGAAUUUUCUGAAGACGAGGAAAUAGACGUAGACGAUUGAAUGAUAUUGAUAUAUAUAUAUAUACACGCACUCACACACACACACACACACACACACACACACACACACACACACACACACACACAACCACACACUCACACACAC